Messenger RNA from Diutina rugosa, 1827 nucleotides. RefSeq lists its product as uncharacterized. The record is from RefSeq and is a predicted model, not a curated record. NCBI's taxonomy places the organism in Eukaryota, Fungi, Ascomycota, Pichiomycetes, Serinales, Debaryomycetaceae. The transcript has a single exon. The coding region runs from base 1 to 1827 and encodes 608 amino acids.
AUGAUCUCCCACCGGUUCUACGACAAGGCGUGUCGCCAGGCGUACCGACGAGCGGUAGGGAGUCACCAGCGGGCCCGACUAAAGCCGUUCGAGGUCGACAACACCAUCCCCGGCACCCUUCUCCGCUCCCAGCUCCAGCGCACUCACCCUGCCACUACCAUCGUCACCCGCGCCGUGGCCCUGCCUCUCGAGGCCACCAUAGCCAACCAAUUGUUGGACGAACCCGAGGAAGUGCCCUCCGACCUCAGGCGCUACGUGGCCCUGAUCUGUGCUCGCGGAGUCACCGACGCCUGCGGCGCAUUAAUCAAUAUGGUCGACAUCCCCGCGUUUAUCAUGGGGGAUAUUUUGACCCGCCUGCCCCGGCUGAGGCGGGAACUCGACCUCCAGGUGGAUAUAUGGUUUGAGUACGGUCCCGAGAUGACGGCGCUGCUUGAGCCAAGCCGAGUCCAGGGCUACUUCGAGAAUUUGUUGGGGUACGCCAUUGGCUACUACGGAGUGCUGGCGGCGAAAUUCCUGCGAUUCCUCGCUCAUCUGGUGACUGUACUCCCUGGGGAACGUCCCCAGGUGGUUAACUACGCCAUGUGGCAGCUCAUCCGCAAGUUUUACGCGGCUAACAUCCACCAUUCGCAAAGCAGCCACCACUUAGUGGCCGUGUAUGAGCUGCUUGUGGGCUACCUCCCACGCCCCGUGGCUGACCUUGACCUCUACGGUAUUGGUAGUAUCGCCAUGGCCGUGUUUACUCAGCUGCCAGCGAAAGCUCGGCAAUUGUGGGGUCGCCAUCCUGCCUACAUUAACGGCGCUUCAAUGACUAAAGCUCAGCAACACGUGAUUGACGCCGUCGAACUCUCUCUUUGCACUAAGCCAGAAACGUUAUUGGCAUCAUUCAACCAGGCGCUUGCUCGUGGAGGACUGACGCUGUGGCUCUGGCUUAUGUUCCUCCGUAAGCUCCGCCCUUUAGGUAUUCUAACCGAGGAACGGGCGAUUACGGUGAUGAAUCAGUUGGAGAAACACGCUCAGGACACCCUUGUAACACGUGAUAUCGUCGAAGCUGUGUUGGCCACCGUCAAGCUGUAUAAGGGGCUUAUUGCCGUCACCACCUCUCUUGAGGCUAUGGGGAUUGAGCCUCAGCUUCGCAGUCUUCUUGUGCCUCGUCACAUAAGACUCCUAUACCGCCACCGCCUCCAAGGGCUACGCUACCACCCGUUUCCGUGGUCUCCUCCCGAAGCGGAAGCAAAACAGAUGCUGGCACUUGACUACGCUCGCCAAUUGUUUGAGCUGAUGCCGGUACACACCAACCAAGCCAUUGGCGAGUUCUUAGACGGAGAGCUGAUGGCAGAGCCCUCGCAGGUGUGGAAUCACUACAAGCGCUUAGUGAUGGUCGACAAUGUCCCCAACGCCACCAGUCUCGUGGCACUAAUCCGCGCUGCACGUAAAGGACGUUGGGAGUGGCAAUUAGUCGACGGCAGUACCCUAUUUGCUCCCCAGAUCGCCGUCCACCAGUGGAAGCGGCACGUGGCCACCACCCGCAUGGGCCAGGUGGGGUGGCAGCAGUACCUCCACCUUUUGGCGCAGAACUCGUAUACCGACGAGCUCGCCGCCAUCAUCAAGUGGUGGGAGCUGCUUGGUUUUGUCCCCAACCGCCACACCCUCUUGGUGCUUUUGCGGCUGCUUCCUCGCGACCACGCGUUGCGCCACAUCGACCACUACCACAAGGUCAAGCACGACCUGGCGAAGGUGCCGCCGCCCAAGGUGACUCCCGCCGACGUGUUGCACUGGCCGUGGCCGACCAAGGACGAGUUGGGCCCCGAUAUCGGCGCUGGCCCCUAG